AUGUCCUCUCAACUUCCAUAGCUGAUGAUAACUGAAUAACCUAUGGAUGAAUACCAAGAUUUUAUCAGUCAUUCACUAUCUGAUGUUUGUUUUUCAGUUAGCAAGUUCUAGAGUAAGGGUAAUAAUGUAAGUGAGAAUUCGCUUGAUUAAGACUACUAAUAAAAUAUGAAUUCAAAUCCUCUCUCUCCAAAUAAUAUUAAUUUAACAAAACCAUCAAAUGAUUCCUCAGACCAAAAAUAAAUUAUAUAGAUGCAAUAAAGACCGAGUGUAAGUUCAACAUAAGAAAGAAUCUAUAAAGACUUUUUCUAAUACUCUUUGAUUCAAAAAUUUGUACAUAGGAUAUCAUUCAAAAAGAAACUGAAUUCAAUGUUUGAUAAGUAUCAUUUCGAUGUGAUUAACGAUCUGGGAGCUACAUUUAAUUUAAAUUUAUUUCGAGAAAAUACAAUAAAAAUGCGACCAAUCAUAGUCAAAUAGGUUUAGAAAAUAGAGAAUCGAUGUUUCAUUAAGUUUAAUCGAUUUCGGUCUUUGUUUCUAUUAAAAUGGAACUUUUUUAUCAACAAAAUUCCAUUAAUAUACCCAGAAUCCAAAUUGAAAAUGCUUUGGGAUGCAAUAGUUACUUUAGCACGAUUUUAUUUUAUCUAUGUAAUUCCAAUGGAUUUGGCAUGGGAAACACAAUCAUUUAUGUUUGACAUCUUAAUCGUACCCACAUCAUUAAUGUUAACUUUAUUGAUAAUAGAUUUUGUAUUAAGUUUUAAUAAUGCCUAUUAUGAAUUUGGAUCCAUUGUAACAGAUCGCAGAAAAAUAGCUCAAUAUGUUUUUACCAAAACAUAUGGAUUAGAUAUUUUGUCAGUAUUGGUUCUGAUAACCUUUUUGAUUAUUUCAGUUGUUUAAUCACAGCAAGUAAGACUAACUGAAAAUUGGUAUCAUCUAUUGUUGUUAUUAUUUCUAAUCUAAUAUAAGAACAUAUCUAAACUAUCAGAACAAGUUGAAGAAGCACUGAAUUUAUCAAAAUAAGUGAGUUCGUUGUUAGAAUUAGGGAAGUUAAUAUUUUUACUCUUCUUCGUUCUACAUAUUUUCUCCUGUCUUUGGUUUUGGGUUGGAACUUAUUCAUAUAAAAAUGAUCACAAAACUUGGUUGAACUUGAAAAACUUAGAGGAAGCUGAUUGGAACAUCUAAUAUUUAUACUCAUUCUAUUUUUCAACAGUUACUAUGUUUACUGUUGGAUAUGGUGACAUCACUCCACAAAGUACUUUCGAAACUGUACUUUGUAUAAUGUUUAUGAUGAUCUGUAGUAUUCAACUAUCCUACAGUGUAAGUACUGUAAGUGCAAUUAUCGAUAAAAUUUCAUUUUACUCAAAAGAAAAAAGAAAGAAGGUUUAAACUAUUAAUACUUACAUGUAAAAUAAGAAUAUAAGUUAUGAGUUACAAUUUAAAAUUAGAGAAUAUCUCAAUUAUUAUUGGUAAUGUAACCAAUAAGAAGAAACAGAAGAGGAAAAGAAUAUAAUUAAUUAAUUAUCAGAAAAUUUGAGAGAAAGUUUGCAAUUUGAAGCAAAUUCUAUGAUAUUGAACAAUUGCCCAUUAUUUAAGAAUCACUUUAGUGUGUAAUUAAAAAAGAAGUUGGUCAAAAAAAUAAAAUCAAUUGUUGUUUAGCCAGAAAACAUCAUUGAUUUUGAUCAUCUAUUUCCAAGUUAAAAAAUGAAUUAGUUUAUAUGUUUUGUAGAAGAGGGAGAAAUCUAAAUUUUUAUAGAAAAUGAGAUGUUAUAAAACCAUGUUUCAUAUAAUUCGAUAUCCAUAGUUAAUACAGUUUCUAAAGGAAGCAGUCUUGGUUUGAUGUCAUUCAUUACUGGAAUUAAAGCAAGGGAAAGAUUUAAAAGUAUAGGCUUUUCUAAAUUAUUAUUAUUGUCCAGAGAUGAUUUUCUAAAAAUUAUACCAGAAUUUCCAGAAGAUUAUGAGGCAUUCAGGGAAAUGCAUGAUGAUUUGAUUUAUAAUUCAGAUUCUGAGUUUCUUAAAUUAGGCUGUUUUUCUUGUAAAAGUGUUUCACAUAAAGUUAUUGAUUGCCCUUUAGUUCAUUUUAUACCUGAUAAGGAAUUUUUAGUAAAAAAGCAUUAAUUUUCAAAGGAUUAAAAAAGAAAUGAAAUGUGUAAGUUCAAAUUCAAAAGGAAUCAAAAAAGAACCCAUAAUUAUUUUUAAGUUUUUAAUGAUUUGGAUCUAAUUCAAGAAACUAGUGAUUUAUUUUAAGCUGAUAAUUAUAAGCAAUGUCUGUUUUAUGAAGAACUUGAAGAUGAUGUUGAGAAAUUAAAAAUUCAAUAAAUAAAUAUUCCUAGACCUUCCUGUUAUUUUCUAUAGGAUUCAAUUAAAGAAGAACCUGAAGAGGAUUUCUUUAUGCCGAUGAAUUUAUUAAAUCAAAGAAAAAGUCAAAUAAAUAAAAUCACUAAAAAAUCAAUGUCUUUGUUGGUAGAUGAUGAUUUAAUGCCUCUGUAGCAUUUCAGAGGAAUAAAUAAAUUUAAGAGGGCAGUAGAAAUUGUUAAAAGUUUAAACAAAAUUAUAAAUAGGAAAAGUUUAAAGGCUUAAACUAAAAAUAUUUUGGCAUCAUUAAGCAACGAAAACUACAAGGAUUCGGAAUAAAAAUAAUUGUUAAAUUCAAUAAAGAAGAGAUUAAAGUAUAUAGAAGAUCACAACAUAGAAUGGAGGGAAUCAGAUCUUUAGGAGAUGGAGUUUUUGAAGAUGAGAUUGUAGAUGUUAAUAUAACUAAAUGCCUAGAAACCAGAAAAAUUUGAUUAGAUAGAAUGCGUUAAAUAAUAUAAGUUUUAUAACAUUCAUAAUAACGUGGAUUAAAUAUUGACCAUUUACAAUGAAUUUUAUAAGGUCAAAUUGAAAGAACAAUAAAACAUUCCUUAAGUCUUUAAGCAAUUUGUCAAAUAUUUGAUGUAUCCCUAUUCAUUUAUUCAUAAAUACAAAUUUAAAUCAGACAAUUUUAAUAUGAGGGAGAUUAAGUAAGAGGAAACAAAUCAACAAAAAAAGAAGAAUCAAUUCUCUAAAUUAUUGACAUUGCAUAAAUAAAGUAAAAAUUUAAGAAAAAAGCUAAAUGUCAAGAAAGCUUAAAUAUAACCACUAUGA
Paramecium tetraurelia is the source of this 3117-nucleotide messenger RNA. RefSeq lists its product as uncharacterized. The transcript has a single exon. Gene Ontology annotation, cellular component: membrane. The record is from RefSeq and is a predicted model, not a curated record. Gene Ontology annotation, biological process: monoatomic ion transport; transmembrane transport. Lineage: Eukaryota; Ciliophora; Oligohymenophorea; Peniculida; Parameciidae. Gene Ontology annotation, molecular function: monoatomic ion channel activity.